UAUAGCUUAACAGUUAACCCUAUAACAGAAGUGACAAAUUCUAUUCAAUUUCAAGUAGACUUUGCCCAUUCCGCAAGUUAAUCACUCUGAACUGAAAACAGUUUGAGCCAUGUACAUUUACAGAGGUUUGAAGCGGUUUAGAAUCUCUGGUUCAUCAAUUGUUAAUCGUCUAACAGUGCCUCAGUUGAAAAGAAAAGCUUCUAAUUCAUGGUCUGCUAUUCAGGACACUUUUUAUUCAACAAAGGAUAUAUUUGAGAGGCAUAAGGUGGUGUUCACAAUCUCGACGUCAAUAGCAUCAGUUGCUACAGCAUGGUUCGGUUAUACUUUAAGACAUCUUCAUGAAUCGAGAGUUGAUCAACGGCUUGAAUCUAUAGAGAAAGCUAUGAAGAAAGAUUAUCAGAUUGAAGAUCCUGAAUUUAAGAAGCUUGUGUCUGGAUCCAUUAGUAUUCCCGCUUGUGCUGCAACUGCUGGAACCACACUAAUUCUCGGGUAUGGCUUGGGUUUUCGAGGUGGAAAAUGGUACGCAAACAGAAAUUUUAGAAGAGAACAGAUGAAAUUGUUGGGACAAAUAAAACCUAAAAGAUGGCCACUAAGGUUUUUACGACGACCACUAAUAAGGUCUAAAUCGCCAGAAAAUCUUGUUACUGCAUCAGAAACAUUACCUAAGGGUGCAUCUACUUCCCACAGUAGAGGAUAAUCCCCUAACUUGCUGACAAAACGAGGUCCAAUGGCUAUUUUUUUUUGGUUCUGUCGAAAUUACUGCUAGUACAGAAAAGCCGUGUAGUUUAUCAAAUGUUAAUAAACCAUAUUAUUGUUUAUAAUACCUUGUCAUCGGACUGUGUUUUCUUAUUUCUUAAUUACCAAUCAGGGUUUGAAAUCUUAAUGUUAAUUGGGAUAGUAGUUGGCUCCCAAA
Molecule: messenger RNA, 913 nt
Organism: Solanum pennellii
Lineage: Eukaryota; Viridiplantae; Streptophyta; Magnoliopsida; Solanales; Solanaceae
Exons: 6
Coding region: 110-697 (195 amino acids)
Source: RefSeq, a predicted model, not a curated record